Messenger RNA from Epinephelus moara (kelp grouper), 2104 nucleotides. Its product is annotated as zinc-binding protein A33-like. The record is from RefSeq and is a predicted model, not a curated record. Gene Ontology annotation, molecular function: protein binding; zinc ion binding. NCBI's taxonomy places the organism in Eukaryota, Metazoa, Chordata, Actinopteri, Perciformes, Serranidae. Bases 156 to 1544 code for a protein of 462 amino acids. The transcript is spliced from 2 exons.
CACUCCACACACUGAAGGUGAAUCUGAAGGACAGACGAUCAGAUUCACCUUCAGACCAAACUAACAACUUCCUCUGAGUGAGUUCAACUAAAACUCCAACACUGCUGCUUCAACCUGCUGACACUCCACACACUGAAGCUUCACUCAGAGACUAAAUGGCUUCCAGAUCAGAGGAGGAUCUCUGCUGUCCGGUCUGUCAGGACGUCUUUAGAGAUCCUGUUGUUCUGUCAUGUAGCCACAGCUUCUGUAAAGACUGUCUGCAGAACUGGUGGAGACAGAGACAAGCACGUGAGUGUCCAGUUUGUAAGACAGUAUCUUCAACUGCAAAACCACCGUGUAACCUGGUGUUAAAGAACCUGUGUGAGGCCUUCUUAUUGGAGAGAGAUCAGAGAGCUUCAGAGGCUCUCUGCAGUCUGCACUCUGAGAAACUCAAACUCUUCUGUCUGGACCAUCAGCAGCCAGUGUGUGUCGUCUGCAGAGAUUCAGAAAAACACACCAAGCACAGAUUCAGACCCGUCGAUGAAGCUGCACGACAACACAAGAAGGAAGUUGAGGAAACUCUGGAGCCCUUAAAGGAGAAGUUAAAGGUUUGUGAACAAGUUAAAGUGAAGUGUGAACAAACAGCACAACACAUGAAGGUCCAGGCCCGACGCACAGAGAGGCAGAUUAAGGAGCAGUUUAAGAAGCUUCACCAGUUUCUAGAAGAGGAAGAGGAGGCCAGGAUGGCUGCACUGAGGGAGGAAGAGGAGCAGAAGAGUCAGAUGAUGAAGGAGAAGAUGGAGGCUCUGAGCAGAGAGAUAGCAGCUCUUUCAGACACAGUCAGAGCCACAGAGGACGAGCUGAGAGCUGAAGACGUCUCAUUCCUGCUCAACUACAAGGCUGCAGUGGACAGAGUCCAGCAGCGCCCCCUGCUGGAUGAUCCACAGCUGCUCUCAGGAGCUCUGAUAGACGAGGCCAAACACCUGGGCAACCUGACCUUCAACAUCUGGAACAAGAUGAAGGACAUGGUCUCCUACACUCCUCUGAUCCUGGAUCCAAACACUGCUCAUCCAGACCUCAUCCUGUCUGAAGAUCUGACCAGUGUGAGACCAGGACAGAGACAGCAGCUUCCUGAUAAUCCAGAGAGGUUGGAUUAUUACUGGUCUGUCCUGGGCUCUGAGGGCUUUAACUCAGGGACUCACAGCUGGGAUGUCGAGGUUGGAAACAGUACAGACUGGUCACUGGGUGUGUUAGUAGAGUCUGUCCAGAGGAAGGGACGCAUAAAGUCUGGAUUAUGGGUAAUAUGGUUCCAUGAAGGUAAAUACUCAGCACUGUCACCAUCAGCUUCACUCACUGGUCUCAAAGUGAAGAAGAAGCUCCAGAGGAUCAGAGUGAAUCUGGACUGGAACAGAGGAAAGCUGUCGUUCUCUGAUCCUGAUACUAACACACACAUACACACCUUCACACACACUUUCACUGAGAGGAUGUUUCCAUACAUUAACACUGCUGAUAAACUGAAGAUAUUACCACUGAAGGUCUGUGUGACAGUGAAACAGAGCAGUUAGACAUAAAGAGGAUGAUUAUAUUUAUGAUGUUUAUUUCUUAAAGAGAAAAGCAGCUGACUUUAACCUGUUAAGCUGCACCUGUCCUCCUGCUGAUAUUUUUUGUUUGUUUCACUUAUUUUUAUUUUAUCUUUGUUAUUUAGUUAAAUACCUUGCUUUAUGCUUUGAUUGUUGAACACUUAGUGACAUCUCUUUUGGCUUGUUUAGCCUUUUUUCAUAGAUACUGUUUCAUUUUAAACUUGUUCAUUUCUUGUUAUUCUGACUUGUGAAGACCAGAAAACACUUUAUAAAUAAAAGAACAAGUUCAUGCUUGAUGUAAUCAAGAAAAUAUGAUUUUGUCUUUAGAAGUAUUUUCAUUUAGUUUCCACCUGUUGAAUUCUGCUGUUUGUUAUUUUGUCAGAGAAGGAGCCGUUUUACUGAAGAAAUCACAUGUUGUAAGGUGGAGGUCUCAGUUUAUGCUCAGACUUAAUGUCAGGUUGGUGAUUUAAGAACAUUUAUAAAAACUGAUAUUAAUGCUGAAUGUACAUUUAUUUCUGUUUUUCAUCAACAUAAUAAAAUAUUAU